AUGAAGGCCUCUACCGUUGCCGGCGCUCUCGCCUUUGCCGUUUCUGCCGCCGCCGCUCCCAGCAAGUGCGCUUGCCCGACCAACUCCGCCCAGCCUGACGGCACCCUUGGCAGCUCCUACGUGUCCACCAGCCUUCUGGUGCCUAUUGCCAAGAGCAAGCCCAACUAUGCCUUUCCGGCGACCAAGUUGGCCAAGGUAACGCCCAACGACGUCUGCACCAUCUUCAACCUCGACCUGCCCGUCGCCCAGACCCAGGGCAAGGUCUGCAACCUCGUCUUUGACUUCCCCUCCAAGGAGUCCGCUCUCGGCAAGUUCGAGUUCAAGGGCAAGGGCACUUUCAACUUCACCGGCUACGCCAUCGGCGCCGGCGCCGUCGCCGGCCAGACGACCUACAACAAACAGCCCGCUCCCGGCCCGAGCCCCCCGAACCCGCCUCCCAUCAUGACCCCGGGCCACAGCUACAUCAUUAACAGCGCCCCAUGCGGCAUCCCGGCCGACGUUCCCGGCAGCGUAACCGUGUCCGGCAGCCUCUGCUCCCCUGACACCAACUUCGUCUUCGAGGAGAACACCAAGGGCUGCCCUCUUGGCUUUUUCGUUGUCCUGACGGACAUUUGA
Colletotrichum graminicola M1.001 is the source of this 615-nucleotide messenger RNA. RefSeq lists its product as uncharacterized. NCBI's taxonomy places the organism in Eukaryota, Fungi, Ascomycota, Sordariomycetes, Glomerellales, Glomerellaceae. The record is from RefSeq and is a predicted model, not a curated record. The coding region runs from base 1 to 615 and encodes 204 amino acids. The transcript is spliced from 2 exons.